This is a messenger RNA of Papilio polytes (common Mormon), 8206 nucleotides long. RefSeq names its product serine/threonine-protein kinase mTOR-like (gene TOR1). The coding region runs from base 271 to 7533 and encodes 2420 amino acids. Gene Ontology annotation, cellular component: TORC2 complex; TORC1 complex; nucleus. Lineage: Eukaryota; Metazoa; Arthropoda; Insecta; Lepidoptera; Papilionidae. The record is from RefSeq and is a predicted model, not a curated record. Gene Ontology annotation, molecular function: protein-containing complex binding; protein binding; protein serine/threonine kinase activity. The transcript is spliced from 11 exons. Gene Ontology annotation, biological process: TOR signaling; protein phosphorylation; negative regulation of macroautophagy.
UUCAGAAAUAAUAAUUUCAACAAAAACAAAUCCGGAACAGCAAGAUAAAGCAGUUUCCAUAACUUAGAUUGUUUAUAUUUUAUUUUAAUAAAAACUCGCCUUAGAAAUAACACUAUUGUAUUGUAGUUUUAAGUGUCUUAGUAAUGUAAUCACCGUUCGACAUAUGGAGAAAAUUAAUAUUUUAAAAAUAUUUACUGUGUAUUGUGAAGUUUUUUUGCAUGUAUCUUAACUUUUUUUUCCUUAAUAAAUAGUUUUUAAGUAUUAUCCAAAAUGACUGCUUAUCAAAUAUUGGAUUUGGUAUCUGGAUUAAAAUCGCGCCAUGCAGAGACUCGGCAUAAGGCAAUUCGAGAGUUAUUACAUUUUGCCAGGACUGAUUUACGAGAAAUGUCUCAAGAUGCUUUAACUCAAGUCUUGGAUGAUUUUAACCAGCAUAUACAUGCACUGACAUCCAGCUACGAUAAUAAUGAAAAGAAAGCUGGGAUACUCACAAUAGUCUGUCUUAUUGGAGGGGAUACUGAGACAACGAAAACGAGGCUAAACCGUUAUGCUCAAUACUUGAGAAAUAUAUUCCCAUCUAAUGAUGUCAGUAUAUUGGAGCUGGCAGCCAAGACUAUGGGUCGCUUGGCAGUGUCUCUUGGAGUAAAGAGGGGAGAGUAUGUAGAAGUUGAAAUUAAAAGAGCAUAUGAGUGGUUAUCUGAAGAGAGAAGUGAAAGUAAGAGAUUAUCAGCUGUCUUAAUAUUACGGGAACUAGCAAUUGCUAUGCCUUCAUAUUUUUACCAAAAUAUUGGUGGGUUUUUCAAUAACAUUCACAGUGCUCUCAGGGAUCCGAAAGAACAGAUACGUGAAUUAGCGGCAAAAACUUUAAGGGCAGCAUUUGUAGUGACAUCACAGAGAGAGCAACCAGAUCAGAGUAAUAAAGUGCACUGGUAUUCCGAAUGCUAUGAAGAAGCUAUGACAUCAUUUUCUGAUAACACUGUUAGAGAAAGAGGCUUAAGUAGAGAUGAACAUGUUCAUGGUGCUUUGUUAAUUUUAAAUGAACUGUUAAGAUGUUCCAAUGCUGCUUGGGAGAAGAAAUACACAAUGCUAAUGCAGAAGUUGGAUACAGAACAAGAUGUGUCAGAUGAAAUGUUCUCUUUAAGUUCGAAGAUGCACAACUCAUGGACAAUACAAAGUUUAGAGGAAAAGCAUACUUCGAUUGGCAUUUAUGAGUCAAGUAUUUGUAGAAAACUUAUUGUUGAAAAAUAUGAAAAGAUAGCUUCUGAGGUAAUGGCGCAACAGAUAUCAAGAUCACAUAGUGUUCAUCAAAUGUUAUUGCUUAUAAUACCAAGACUGGCUGCUUUAAAUAGAGAGGCUUUUUCAAAGAAACAUCUGAAGUCUACAAUAAAUCACCUAAUUACCUUUUUAAGAGGUAGAGAAAAGGAAAAAGCUAUGGCUUUUACAACACUCGGUCUAGUCUGUGUUGCCGUUGAGUGUGACAUUCAAAUAUAUUUAGGUAGAAUUAUAGAAAUCAUAAGAUUGACAUUACCAGUUAAAGAUGUGCCAAAGAAACGUAAUGGUACAGAUACACCAUUAUUUAAUUGCGUGACGUUAUUAGGAUUCGCAAUGAAAGAAGAUGUGGCUAAUGAGGUGAAAGAGCUUCUAGAUCCGAUGUGUGCGACAGGUUUAAGUCCACAACUAACAACAUGUUUUAAAGAACUAAGCCAAAAUUUACCAUCACUGAAACUGGAAAUAACAGAUCGAUUGCUUAAUAUUCUUUCACUGAUACUUAGAAAGAAACCUUAUAUGAGUAAUAAUUCAGAGCAGCAUUUUACUCAUGUUUUAUCAACUGCUCUGUUAGGUGAACCUCAGGAUGCUAACAAAUUGGUACUAGCGCUGCGCACUCUCGGUGCCUUUGAUUUUGAAUGGAAUAAUACAUUAAUGUCUUUCAUUAGAAGAUGCACAGAUUAUUAUUUACAAAGCGAACAGCAUGACAUUCGGCUGGAAACUGUUAAAACAGCUGCAAAAUUGUUGAUUAAAGCAAUUGAAAGAUGCGCUCAAACAAACUCUCGCACUUUGAGUCUGAUCGUUGAUGAAUCGUUAGGAAAGCUUUUAGCUGUCGGUAGAUCAGAUUUUGAUCAAGAAGUACGCUUUAAAGUUCUAGAAGUAUUCACCAAUCCAAUAUUUGAUAAAUAUUUAGCAAACGAAGAACACCUCAAUAGUCUCUUUGUUGCAAUAAAUGAUUCCAAUAGUGAAGUAAGUGAGUUAGCAUUGUGCAUAGUCAGUAGGUUGAGUAACAUUAACCCAAGUUACACAACUCCAACUUUAAGAGAAUAUUUCGUACAAAUUCUUAUAGAGUUGCAGCACUCGGAAUCAACACGCAAUAAAGAACAGUCUCUUAGAAUGGUUAACAAUAUUAUAUCACAUGCGCCAAGGAUUACUCGACAAUUCGUCGACACUAUAUUAAAAGUUCUCGUACCGAAACUACGAGAAGAAACUGGAAAUUCAACUAUGAUUUUAACCAUAUUGAAAGCUAUAGGAGAUCUUGCUGAAAUCAAUGGCGGAGGAAAUUCUUUAACUCAAUGGCUACCAGAACUGAUAUCAAUUCAAUUAGAAAUACUGGCAGACCCCAAUCAAAUUGAAAAAAGAAGUAUAACGUUAUGGUCAUUUGGACAAGUGAUCAGUGCGAUAGGGUAUGUGGUUACACCUUACAUGGAAUAUCCACAUUUAAUGGAUAUGCUUUUAAAUUUCCUAAAGACUGAACAACAAACUGGUGAUCGGACGGAAACUAUACGGAUUUUGGGUUUAUUAGGCGCACUAGAUCCGUACAAACAUAGAGUAAAUCAAGGGUUGAUAGAUUUUCAAACAAUGUCCACUCUAAUUCCGAUACCAGAAACGACGGCGAAUUACGAAAAUUUCGACAUUAACGUGGGUGAUAUGCUAGUCAACAUGUCACCUUUAGUUUUGGACGAAUUUUAUCCGGCUAUUGCCGUCACAUCUUUGAUGAGGAUGUUACGUGAUCCUAUGUUGGCCAGACAUCACACCAGUGUUGUACACUCAGUGACUUUUAUUUUCCAAACAUUGGGUAUCAAAUGUGUCCCAUAUAUUUCUCGAGUAACCCCCAGUCUUUUGUAUGUAAUUCGUACAACCGACAAUAGUAACUUCCGUGAAUUUUUAUUCACUCAAUUGGCACAACUAAUAUCAGUUGUAAAAAUUCAUAUACGAGCAUAUUUAGAAGAAAUAUUCGAUAUAAUUAGAGAAUAUUGGACACCGGAUAGCCCACUCCAACCGACUCUGAUUUUAUUGGUCGAACAUAUUACAGUAGCGAUUGGUACUGAAUUUAAAGUUUAUCUGAGAAAGAUUCUACCAAAUAUAUUGCGAGUAUUAAAAUACGACAGAACAAAAGAUAAAUUUCUAACAGAAAAACUGUUAUUGGCUAUACAGAAGUUUGAGAAUAAUCUAGACGAUGUUUUACUGUCCGUCAUACCAGCUGUUACCGCUCUGUUUGACGGUCGAAAUAUUCCGACAUCUAUAUCGAAAUUGGCUUUGGAGACUAUCGAACAUUUAUCUGUGUAUUUAUAUUUGAAACCUUAUUCUGCGAUUAUAAUACAAGCUACUGCAAAAGUAUUAGAUAAUAAUCCAGCUUUAAGACAAACUGCGAUGAAUACGUUGUGUGCUUUAAUUGUUCAAAUGGGUCGUGAAUAUAUAGAUUAUAUUCCAUCCAUCGAUAGAAUAUUACAGAAACACAAAAUACACUAUCCUAGUUAUAUAGUGCUGGUAACACGGCUUCAAGUUAGUUCUACUCUCGCUUCGGAUGAUGAUUAUUUGGAUGAAACUAGAUCGAGGUUACGAAACCAGAAAAGUGAUGUAAUGAGGAAUACAAGCGAAACACAAGUUCAAAAGUUGACUCUAAAUGUAAAGAAUUUACGCAAGUGUUGGUCGACAACUAACCUGAUAUCUAAAGAAGACUGGUUGGAAUGGUUACGUCGACUAAGCGUUGGCUUCCUUACAGAGUCCAACAGUCACGCCAUUAGGGCAUGUUCGACUUUAUCUCAAAACUACCCUCAAUUAGCGAGUGACUUGUUCAACGCGGCAUUCAUGUCUUGUUGGACGGAGCUCGGCGAGCAGCCUCGUAGGGAGCUCGUGAUGGCGUUGGAACGUGCACUUACAGUCCCCGAUGUUCCGGAGUUGUCAUUAGCUGUUUUAAAUCUGGCUGAAUUUUUGGAGCAUUGUGAAAAAGGCGUCCUGCCUAUAUCAAUAAAAUUACUCGGAGACACCGCAAUCAGUUGCCGGGCGUACGCUAAAGCAUUGUACUAUAAGGAAGAAGAGUAUCGCCGAAAUCCAACAACGCAGGUCGUUGAAGCUCUCAUACAUAUUAAUAACAAACUUCAACAGAAAGAAGCAGCCAAUGGCUUACUAGAAAAGGUGAUCACUCAAAAGAAAAAUGGCGAUUGUUCUCUAAAUGUCCACGUACGUUGGUAUGAAAAACUACACAAUUGGGAACAAGCAUUAGAUCUGUAUGACAAGAAAUUAGAAGUUGAACCACAAGAUACUGAGUCGAGAUUGGGCAUGAUGAGGUGUUUGGAGGCAAUGGGGGAAUGGAGGAAGGUGUAUAAUAUUACUAAUGAUCAAUGGGAUGAUAUAAGUGAUGAUUUUAAAACGAAAUCAGCAAAGAUCGCCGCGGCCGCAUCAUGGGGCUUACAGGAAUGGGACUCUAUGAAAAAGUAUGUGGAUUGUAUUCCAGAAGACAGCCAAGAUGGCGCGUUUUACAGAGCUAUUUUAUCAAUUCACGAAGGUCAGUGGCCGGAGUCCAGGCAUUACAUAGACGCUGCGAGGUCUUUACUCGAUGGCGAAUUAACUUCAGUGUUAAGUGAAAGUUACCAAAGAUCGUACGGAGCGCUGGUCAAUGCGCAGUUGCUGACAGAACUAGAAGAAGUUGUAACGUAUAAACUGGUGGAAGAACGAAGAAGUACAAUUCAUAGAACAUGGUGGGCGAGACUACAAGGAGGUCAGCGUUUAGUUGAAGACUGGCGUAAGAUGCUUCAAAUACGAAGCCUCGUUAUGACACCUCGGGAAGAUUUUCAGACUUGGCUAAAAUUCGCUUCACUUUGCCGAAAAACUGGUUCAAUAACCCAAGCUCAUAAGAUUGUUCUUUCUAUUUUGGGAUGCGAUCCCUACACGAAUCCAGAUAUACUUCGAAUGCAGGAUCCGAGAAUCGUAUUGGCUUACAGUAAGAAUUUAUGGGAAGGAGGAAAUAAACGCUACGCAUACGAUGUGUUGCAAAGAUUCGUAGAUAAUUCAGAACCGGAAAAUGAUGAUCAUUGCAAACUGCUCGCCCGCUGUCAUUUGAAGUUAGGCUCCUGGUGCGAGUCGCUUCAGGAAAUCAACGAGCUGUCUAUUCCAGAAAUAUUAAGGAAUUACUCAGCGGCGACAAUGCUGGCCCCUGAUUGGUACAAAGCAUGUCACGCGUGGGCCUGCAUGAACUUCGAAACUGUCCUUUUCUAUAAACAGCAGGAUAAUAUAUCUGAGAGCAGCCUCGCUGGUGGUUCCGGAGAGAAAAAAGUCUCCAGAGCUGAUUUUAUAAAUACACAUACAAUACCAGCUAUCGAAGGGUUCUUUAAAUCUAUCAGUCUGUCGAAUGGAAAUUCCCUUCAGGAUACGUUGAGACUUCUUACUCUAUGGUUUGACCACGGCCAUCACCCGGCUAUAUACGAUGCACUCUUUGAAGGAAUACGGCAAAUUGAUAUUAAGAUAUGGCUCCAAGUGAUACCACAGCUUAUAGCUAGAAUUGAUUCGCCGAGGAGUUUGGUAGCGAAAUUAGUUCACAUUUUACUGAUCGAUAUUAGUAAAUCCCAUCCUCAGGCCUUAGUUUACCCUCUAACUGUAGCUACAAAAUCUUCAUUCGUAACGAGAAAGACUGCCGCCAACUAUAUUUUGAAAACAAUGUGCAGUCAUUCUCAGAAUCUUGUGAACGACGCCGCUUUGAUAUCGGAAGAAUUGAUCAAAGUGGCCAUCUUGUGGCAUGAACAAGUCUUUAUAGCGCUCGAUGAGGCUUCGAGAUUGUAUUUCAGUGAAAAAGACUACCGAGGUAUGUUCAGAACGCUGGACAAAAUGCACACAAUGUUAGAACGAGCUCCGGAAACAUUGAAGGAAGUAUCAUUCUUACAAAUGUAUGGAAGAGAUUUACAAGAAGCGCAGAGAUGGUGCGAACUUUACAAGGAGAGGAGUGAAGAGCGGUACCUAAACGAGGCAUGGGACCUGUACUACCACGUGUUCCGGCGGCUGACGGCGCAGUUCCGCUCGCUGACGUCACUGGAGCUGCAGUACGUGAGCGCGCGCCUGCACGCCUGCAGGGACUUCGAGCUCGCGGUGCCCGGCUCAUACGUGCCCGAUCAGAGUGUUAUCAGAAUAUCGCAUAUUAAGACCCAGUUGCAGGUGAUCAAAUCAAAGCAAAGACCACGCCGCCUCACAAUCCAAGGGUCAGACGGCAAAGAGUAUAUGUUCCUGCUCAAAGGUCACGAGGAUCUGAGACAGGAUGAGAGGGUGAUGCAGCUCUUCGGACUGGUCAAUACCCUGCUACAGUCCGAUACUAACACCUACCGCCACGACCUAGCUAUACAGCGGUAUGCGGUCAUACCGCUAUCCCCUAACUCCGGUCUCAUAGGAUGGGUACCACAGUGCGAUACGUUAUACAAUCUCAUAAGUGACUACAGAGAUAAGAAAUCCAACAAACUAGCUCUGAACACAGAACAGCAGAUCAUGCAAAGAAUGGCAUCUGAUUAUCAGAAGCUUAUGUUGAAACACAAGGUGGAAAUAUUUGAAUACACAUUAUCCCAAACUCCCGGGAAUGACUUAGCAAGACUUCUUUGGCUGAAGAGUCCGUCAGCGGAGGCGUGGUUCGAGAGACGUACGAACUAUACGCGGUCGCUGGCCGUCAUGAGCAUGGUGGGCUACAUCCUCGGCCUCGGAGACAGGCAUCCCUCCAACAUCAUGCUGCACAGAGUCUCAGGCAAAGUCCUGCACAUCGAUUUCGGAGAUUGUUUCGAAGUAACUCAAACUAGGGAGAAGUUACCGGAAAAAAUACCAUUCAGAUUGACUAGGAUGCUUAUUAAUGCUAUGGAGGUAACUGGAAUAGAGGGCACAUAUCGCUUCACGUGCGAGUCUGUAAUGCACGUCUUGCACAAACAUCGCGACAGUGUGAUGGCGGUGCUCGAGGCCUUCGUAUACGAUCCCCUCCUCAACUGGCGGCUGAUCGACAACGACAGGCAUUCUAUCACCGAGUCCACCUUCUCAUCAGACAUUGACUCCUCAUACUCCAUGCGCAGCAGGAGUAGGAACCAUUUACAUUACGAAUCUUUAGAGAUACCCCCAGAAGCGAAUCUGAACAAGAGAGCACUCGCCAUUUUGAAUAGAAUAAGGGACAAACUGACAGGACGGGACUUCCCCCAAAUAGAGGCGGUUGUGAGUGUACCCAAACAAGUUGAUAUGUUGAUCAAAAUUGCUACUAAUAAUGAGAAUUUGUGUCAAUGUUAUAUUGGAUGGUGUCCGUUUUGGUAAUUUCACAGAGUUACAAAUGCGACAUACUGUAAAUAUAUGCUUUUAAAGAAAAAAAAAAUAAUUUUAACAUCAUCUUAUAUCUUUACCUAUGGUAUUGAAUUUUUAUUUCGUAUAUACAGCUAUCGGCUGUACAAUAAUUUUUUUUCUUGACUGGUAAACUAAUUAUAGUUCUAACGAAACCGUAGUUUUUAUUUUGUUUACAUUAAGAUUUAUUGAUUCUAAAACUAUUAAAUGUUUUCCUCGCUUUCCUAAUUCAUAUUAGUAGUUGCUUUCCUAUUUAAUUAUUGUAAAUAUAUCUUAGUAUAGAACAUAUAUACAUAUUUAAUAUUUAAAUGUAACUCGUAAUUAAUGUUAAUCAACUUUCUACUUAAAAUAUUUUGUAUGUUAACACUUUUCUCUUCUCUUUGUUGAUAAAAACGUUAACUAUAUAAAAUUGUUACAUUUUAUACCAUGAAACCUUGCAAAAUAAAAAAACAUUAUAACCCUAAGUUUCCAUUGUGAAAACAUUUGUACAAAAACAUACUAGGUUGGUACCUAGGAUGGAAGGAUGGUUCCUUAUUACUCUCUUUGAUAUAAAAACAGAGAUAAACCUUUUUUGUACAAGCUUUUCGAUGAAACUUAUUGUAAUACUAGCAAAAAGUCUGUACAAAUUAAUAAAAGAAAGUAAAAAAUA